Molecule: messenger RNA, 336 nt
Organism: Thelazia callipaeda (thelaziosis nematode)
Lineage: Eukaryota; Metazoa; Nematoda; Chromadorea; Rhabditida; Thelaziidae
Source: the annotation of a GenBank genome assembly
AUGUCCGUAUUAGUGGAAGAAAAAAUUGAAAAUGAAGCUAAGAUAAGUACUAAUAAGAAUGAAUUAAUCAAGAAUCAUGAAUUGAUGGAAUGGCAUGCAAUCAGUGGAGUACUAGCUGUGACAACAUUUACUGAUAAAGUUGGAAGCGCAAUUAACUUUUUCACACCUCAAGCUCGAAAGAGUGAGUAUGAGCCAAUUCAUAAGCCUUACGUACGAAUCACACAUAUUUGUUGGCAUCCCGUAAUUGAAAUUAUUGCUGCUGGCUAUGAUACUGGUGAAGUUCUGCUUCGUUUCGUUCAAACCAAAAAAGGUAAUAUAGAAAUUGAAAGAGUUUAA